Gossypium arboreum is the source of this 741-nucleotide messenger RNA. RefSeq lists its product as uncharacterized. The record is from RefSeq and is a predicted model, not a curated record. The transcript has 2 exons. Lineage: Eukaryota; Viridiplantae; Streptophyta; Magnoliopsida; Malvales; Malvaceae. Bases 1 to 741 code for a protein of 246 amino acids.
AUGAGAGAAACUCAAGUUUCAAGUAAGAGAUCCAGUGGUAAGAUGCAUCCAUUUCCCUCAAAGAAAUUGAGAGGUCAACAAGAACGCUCCACUGCAUCGGUGGGAUAUUCGGGUAAGACAAGAAGUUCUAAGCGUCACAACUCGAAGUCUUCUUCCCCUAUGGUGACUAGUGUGGGAAGCGUAGAUGAUCAAAAGUCGAGAUAUAAAACUUGUAAUAAGUUUCAUUUCGGAGAAUGUCGAAUGAAGAGCGGAGCAUGCUAUAGAUGUGGUUCUCUUGACCACUUCCUUAGAGAUUUCUUGGAACGAGCUAAUAAAGAGGUUGAAUUAGCUCUGAAGCCGAACGCUCUUAUUUCUCGAGUUAAACCUCUGAGACAUCCCAGAAGUGCAAGCGGUAGUCGAAUCGUUGCUAAAGAUGCUACUGCAAAAUUAGAGGCACGAGCCCCGACAAGAACUUAUGCAAUACGCGCUCGAGAGGAAGCCUCUGCUCCCGAAGUUAUCACGGGUAUAUUUUCUAUCUAUAAUACUCGUGUCAUUGCCUUAAUUGAUCCAGGGUCAACCUAUUCGUACAUUUGCAUGAAAUUGGUGUCUAGCAUGAACAUGUCUGUAGAACCUACAGAAUUUGUGAUUAAGGUGUCAAACCCACUAGGCAACAAGUAUAUCGAAUUGAAAUGCUCAGGUGGUGAGAUUCUCCGUAUUGAUUCAAGUGAGUUGGAUACUCCACCGGUCGUAAUUUUUCAAUGA